UUACAAUUUGUACAAUAUCUUUUCUGCUUUUUAGCACAUUAAUGGUUACAUCGUCGAGCUAGUAAUGUCUAGUUGUUUUAUUUUGAAGGAUGAAGUACUUGAGUUCCGGUGUAAUUGUAGCAUGUUUGUGGAUUUAACGCUUCCUUCUCAGAACUUCAUGAGGUUUUUACCUACAUGUUCAGAUUGUUUAAACAGUCCCGUGUUGAUGCUGAAGAGAUUGAUGGCUGCCUGUGUGCUGUGUCGACGGGUGCCCAGGCUAUGCUACCUCCCAGGCUUGAGAAAGGACUCUACCCAGGCUCAGCAUGUGCCUGUCAAACAAAAAGAUGAGACUGAUGAUCAUGAGGGGAAGAAAGGAGUAUUGCAACACCAGGAUGCCUCUUCUCAAGGAGGAUACAGGCUGUAUUACAACCCGUCCUCAUAUCAUCACUCUGUGUGGAACUCUGGAACCUCCCAGAGCCAAACAGAUAAUGAUGAAGAUGAACAGUGUCUCUCCACUCUCGCACCUUCCUUCUGGCAACAGAGCAAUCGCUACAGUGUGAGUUGCUCGCGGCACCUCUCCAGCUCAAAAAACACACUUCUUGACUUAGCUUUCAACAAAGGCCCUGAACCCGAGAUGCCAUCAGUUUCACCGUACUACAGAAAACCCACACUGCCAGAUGUUAAGGUAGAUACACGUGCCUUCCUCAAAUGCCGGCCAGGGUAUGCCUCCAUAACCCUUGACCUCACCCAGCGGCCUCGCCCAAUCGAAUGGGAAGAGGCCUUGCCCCUGCUCCAAAAAGUGACUAUUUUAAAAGGCAGCAUGAAACCAUCUGAUGUGUCUCAGUUUCUUGUGGAGCUCAGCCGCUUACACCCUGAUAAGAUGUCAUUAGUGAGGAGUGACCAACGCUUCAUCAUGCUCCUCCGGUAUUCUGUGGAACACCUUCGCCUCUUUAAUGAUCUUCAGCUGCUGGAGGUGCUGCAGUCCUUUGUGUGGCUGGACAUGCCCUGUGCCCACACUGUUCUCGGGCUGUAUGAGGCCGAGCUGAGCCGCCGGGCCAACCAGAUGAGUUUAGACCAGUUGCUGUUAGCUGCUGACUUGUGGCGUUGUAUUGGGAGGCAGGUCCCCCAGUUCUUACAGCACCUUUAUGAUUCAGUCCGUCUGCACCUGGGACAAAUGGGGGUCCCUGAGCUGGUGCAACUAUUGUAUAUAAUGGGAGAAGGUAGGCGGAGCCCAAAAGACUUGAUCCAUCCUGUAGAGCAGCUUCUCAUGCGUCAUUUACAGCAACUGUACCCUGAGGAGGUUGGUGCUGUGUGCUUGGGGCUCUUUAAAUCCCAGACUUCAAUAUCUGAGGGUUCAGUGACUCGCAUUGUUGAUAAGGCACAUUCUUUGGUGGAGGAGAUAAGCGACUUUGCCAUGGUGAAUGUGCUGAAAUUUCUGCGUUUCAGCUACCUGUAUCACAGGGCGUGGCUGCAGGCCAUGGCACAGGAAGUUCCUCGACGGGCCCACAGAAUGGGUGUCAAGGGGCUGAUGCAUGUGGCACUGGCCUGUUCAGCGCUGCAUUACCGUGAUGAUAACAUCCUAAUGGCAAUUGCUGAGAGAGUUCCCUCUUUGGUGCCACACUGUAGGAGCAAAGACUCAUGCAAACUGCUGUGGGCCUUUGGCACAUUAGGGUUUCUCCCAGUCCAGAGCCCAAGCUUCUAUCCGAGCCUCACAGAGGCCCUGAGGAGGAGGAAAGCUGAAUUCCAGCGAUACCCAGAGCAUCUGCUUACUGGUCUUCUUGGCCUGGCCUUUGUCUCUCAGUUCCCAGAGGACCUUAUUGCAUUAGCUUUGAGUCCUGACUUUGUCAAUUUAGCACUGAAAUCCACACAGCUGGAGCUGAAAAAAGACUUGUUCACUUUAGAUGAAGCUGUGGCUCUGGAGUUGCCUCAGUGGAGUGGCCCGAGGCUGAGCUGUGAACUGAGAGAAGAGGUGACAGAAAUGCUGUGGAAGUUUGCUCAAUCAGAUGUGUGUCAGAAGCCAGAGGUUCAGGAGGCAGAAACUGCUCUGCAGGAUCUGCUCGGAGGAGAGAAGUUUGUAUGUAAGAGAAUGAUUCUCCCCCACACUCGCUCCAUUGACCUGGAAGUACAUCUCGACACCACUGGACAGCCGAUACCUGUGAACCCAGCAUCCCACACAUCCACAUUAUCUCCAGAGAACAGUUCAUCUACAUUUCCUUCUCAUCAGGGUUGGGGGAGAAUGAAUGUAGGAGUAACUAUAACUGAGGAACUUUUAGCACAGCUCAUGAAUACCAAAAACACCCCAGAACCUUUAACCCCAUCUCCUACAGUUAAGCGGCCUACAUCUCUUCACAGAGUAGAGCCUGAUGAAGGUGGGAGACUGUUUGACACCGGGCUCGACCUGACCAGUGACAUUAUAGAAACUCUUGUCAAACCCAGUAGCCGAGGCUCAGCUCCUCAGAACUUCAAAGGCACAGUCAAACUUGCUAUCCAAGUUUCCAGCAGGAACCACUAUUGCUACCAUUCACAGCAGUUGUUGGGCCUUCAUGCCAUGAAGAGGAGGCAGUUGAAGUUGGCAGGCUACACGGUUGUGGAGCUUAGCCAUCAGGAGUGGUCUCCUAUGCUGAGGAAAAGCAGGGCUGAGAAGCUAGCACACCUGCACUGCAAAAUCUAUACCAGUCUGCGAUGAUUAUCAAGAGUCCACGCCAUCCCAUACUUUGGCUUCUGGUCAAUCUUUAGUUUGUUAUGAGUAUGUACCAAGCACAGAAAACAGUCUAUUAAGGAGCAACAUAUCUGUUUUUAACCCACCAACCAUUGACCUUUUCUACAUUUGUAGUUCAAAACACAUUUCUUAAGGGUUUUGGUCAAAAUGUGUGACAUUUCAAGAUAUGUUUGUGAAAAUAAUGCAAAUUAAAACAUAUUCAACUCCUCA
Messenger RNA from Sander lucioperca (pikeperch), 2908 nucleotides. It is a transcript of the gene fastkd5, whose product is annotated as FAST kinase domain-containing protein 5, mitochondrial. Gene Ontology annotation, molecular function: RNA binding. The record is from RefSeq and is a predicted model, not a curated record. Gene Ontology annotation, biological process: mitochondrial RNA processing; regulation of mitochondrial mRNA stability. The transcript has 2 exons. Bases 65 to 2665 code for a protein of 866 amino acids. Gene Ontology annotation, cellular component: ribonucleoprotein granule; mitochondrial matrix. Lineage: Eukaryota; Metazoa; Chordata; Actinopteri; Perciformes; Percidae.